CAAAUGUCAUUAUAAUAUGAUACACAAACAAAUCUUUAUUCUUUAUUUGCUUGAUAUUAGUCUGGAAAAGUCUACAAUUUGAUAAUAAUGAAUACAUAAUCUUUGAGGAUCUGACGACGCUACUAGUUUCUGAAAAGUUUGGUGAAUAAAACCCCUGUUCUUGUUGAUGUCUACGAACGAAGCACAUACGAAAAUAUUCAUCUUUUACCACAUGUAGAGAAAAUCUAAAUUUAGGUUACUAUUAAUUCUAGAUGUGACGAUUCCUUAAUGAAGAAUUAUAGAAGAGUUCGUGUUUAUCAUGGAGGAAUUAAGGGAUGUUUAACUGAAACAUGUCCAUAACCAUUUUGCUGGAAAUUGGGCAUGAUGCCUCAUUAAGAACAAAAACAACACCUGAAGGUUUCACUCAUGAUUGGGAAGUUUUUGUGAAGGGUUGUAAUGGUACUGAUAUACAUCAUUAUGUAGAUAAGGUCGUUUUUCACUUGCACGAGACCUUUCCGAAACCAAAGAGAGUUGUUAAAGAGCCACCAUAUUCCCUCAGAACUUCUGGGUAUGCCGGAUUCACUUUACCCAUAGACAUUUAUCUGAGGAACAAUCAGGAGCCAAAAAAGAUUAGAUUCAACUAUGAUCUUGGGCUCCAACCAGCAGGACCUCCGAUACACAAAGUACAAAAGGAAAAAUAUACUUUCUUCAACCCUUCUGAGGAGUUCAAGAACAAACUUCUGAAAGGCGGAGCAGUACCGGGUUCAGGAGUUAACGCCUUCGACGUUAGCGAUAAUCACAAAGCAGUUGAUGAUAAAGUUCAGAUGACUAGUAAACCAAAACUGAGCGGCACGGAUGUGGCCAAGAAGCACAAGUUGAAGCCUGAGGAGCCACGGAAUACGGAUUUCGAAAAUCUUUUCGGGCCACCUAUAAAGAAGACCAGCAGAGCCCCUGACCCCCCUCCAAAACCUAAGGAAAUCCCUAAAAGUUCUUCUAGUACAGAUAAAGAUAAAGUAAUGGACAAGGAUAAGAGCGACAAGCCCAAAUCGAAGCCUUCCCCCAAAGAGAAGGAAAAGGACAAGGACAAAUCGAAAGACAGGACUUCGGACAGCGGUGAUAAGAAAAAAGAAGAGAAGAGGAGAUCAAAAGAUGACAAAAGCAAAGACCGAGACAGAGCAAAAGAAAAAAGUUCGAAGAAGGAUAGGGAUAAGGAGAAGGAAAAAUCUCCUGCACCAGCACCACGUCCACGAAGUCCUAGCCCGAAAAGGUCUCCUAAAAGAGCGGCCACUCCUCCCCCCGCUCAAAAACAACACAGCAGUAGCAGCAGCAGCACCAAAGACUCGAACAAAGAAGAGAAGAAAGAUAGAGAUAAAGAUAGAAGUAAGGAAGACAAGAAAUCCAAGAAGGAUAAGAGGGAGCACAGGGAUUCGAAGCACAGGGACAAAGAUAAGGAGAAGGAUCACAAAGAACACAAGAGCAGGGAUAGCAAAUCGUCUAAGGAAAAGGAGAAGGAGGCUUCUAACGUCAAAGUUAAGGAACCAAGUCCCGUACCGAUACCUGUUGUGACACCUCAACAAACUCAUAAGACUGACAGGAAAGUGAGGGAGAAAGAAUCGCCCAGAGAGUCACAGCCCAAGGAGGAAGAGAAAUUAGAAAAAACAGACAGAGUCAGGCAUGACCAGUCCGAAGACAGGCAGAAGCAACACAAACACAAGAAAAAAGAUCGCAAGGAGAAGCGGGAAGACAAGCGUUCAAGGAACGAGAAGGUCGAAAAACAAUCUAGUUCACCUCCUAGCGUCAUGGAGGUCGACGAGGAACCUGCCGUUGCGGUAUCUUCUACUCGAGAUGUGGACAAGAGUAACCUAUUCGGGAGCCCCUCUACGCCCAUGGAAGUGGACCAGAAAGCUGAAAGCAGUCAUUCUUUCCAGAGAGACGAUGAAUCUUCGGAUGAUUCCAUGAAAAUCAGCAGCAGCAGGGCUUCUUCUCCUUCCUCCAGAGCCCCCUCCAGAUCUCCAUCUCCAGUUCCAGUGGAAACCCCCAGGAAACCGGAACCCGAGAAAAGGAGAGACGAUCAUUCCGUCAAGAAGAAGGAAAAGAAAGAUAGGAAGAAGGAUAAGAAAAGCGACAGGGAUGGUGAGAGAAGAAGAAAAAGAAAGGCUGAAUCCUCAAAUGACUUGGAUUCGGAUGAACCGCCAGAGCAAGUGCAGAAACUUGAAAGACCUAGUAGUUCAAAUAAUACACGAAAGGAGAAGCUGAUAGUCGUGGAUGGCAAGACCUAUGUAGGACCCAAUAGCGACUGGGACGUAGAAGUUCUCCGCGACCUCCAGAGGAGGAUAAUGGACUUGAAGGAAAGCGACAACCUGCAGCAAGUCGUCACUGUCAUCGCGGAUACGGGUCUAUUCGAAGUGAACGCCAAUACAUUCGACUUCGACCUAUGCUUGUUGGACAACAAGACCAUCAAGCAGUUAUUGGAUAUCAUGGCGACAGAAGGAUAGUGAACUCGGCUAGCGCCAAAAAGGGACGAAGUGCAUUGAUGGUUCCGUAGCUAGUGAAAUAUCAUUUAAUGGAUUUUAUGUGAAGAGCGGAGUUUGACUGGUGGGAUAGACGGGCUAUAUCGAAACUUUGUUGCUGCCUGUUUCGACUUCGGUGUUUUUUGGGUCUGGAAGGUCAGUUUUGACAUUGAAAUGGUGUCGUUUCUUGAGGUAUUGUUCGUGAUAAAAUAAGGUCUCAUUUGUGUAUUGAGCAUUUACUGUUGAAUGGUGGAAGUUUGAGUUCGCAUUGUUUGAAAUGAGAUUUUAUAUUAGUAAUAGUGACUUGGUCAGUUAUUUCUACACUCAAAUAACUAGAGAGUGUGAAAAUGAAAGUUGAGCAGGUGAUUAUAACUAUUUCUUUGCAGGUGAUUCAUUUAAUUUCAAUUAACUGUUGUAUUGGAGAAAGUUAUGAACUUCAUAUAAUCAAAUUGUUUCUUCUAUUGAGUGUUUGACGAUUGAAUUGAAGAUAUUUUUGAAAUUCAAUUUUUAUUACGAUUAUUACGAGUAAAACAUAUCAUGGGGUGUACAACUAUGUAGCUACAAAUCGGCUGUUUCGGGGAAAACUCAAACUGAUGU
Molecule: messenger RNA, 3086 nt
Organism: Leptinotarsa decemlineata (Colorado potato beetle)
Lineage: Eukaryota; Metazoa; Arthropoda; Insecta; Coleoptera; Chrysomelidae
Gene: ear
Product: ENL/AF9-related super elongation complex transcription factor
Biological process (GO): positive regulation of DNA-templated transcription
Cellular component (GO): transcription elongation factor complex
Molecular function (GO): chromatin binding
Source: RefSeq, a predicted model, not a curated record